This is a messenger RNA of Gilbertella persicaria, 732 nucleotides long. Its product is annotated as nucleoside diphosphate kinase. NCBI's taxonomy places the organism in Eukaryota, Fungi, Mucoromycota, Mucoromycetes, Mucorales, Choanephoraceae. The coding region runs from base 20 to 703 and encodes 227 amino acids. The record is from RefSeq and is a predicted model, not a curated record. Gene Ontology annotation, biological process: UTP biosynthetic process; GTP biosynthetic process; CTP biosynthetic process. The transcript is spliced from 8 exons. Gene Ontology annotation, molecular function: nucleoside diphosphate kinase activity.
UAAUCAAGACGUAUUAAAAAUGCUUGCCCGUGCCGCUGCCCGUUUCGCUGUCAGACCCGCUACUGCCUCUUUGAAGACUCGUACUUUUGCCACUGCUAGCCGUGCCACUGCUGCUGCUGGUUCUCAACGCCUUGCUCUUGCUACUGCUGGUGUUGUCACUGCUAGUGCUCUCUCUUACGCUUAUCUUCAAAAGCCCGUUUCUGCUGACUCCAAGCCUGUUGCUGGUAUCAAGGGUACUGCCAGUGAACGUACUUUUAUUGCUAUUAAGCCUGAUGGUGUUCAACGUGGUUUGAUCGGUAAGAUCAUCACUCGUUUCGAAGACAAGGGUUACAAGCUUGUUGGUAUGAAGGCCAUUGCUCCUUCCAAGGAAUUGGCUGAAAGACACUACGAAGACCUCAAGUCUCGUCCUUUCUUUUCUGGUCUUGUUAACUACAUCACCAGUGGUACUCCCGUCAUUGCUAUGGUUUGGGAAGGUCCCGAUGUUAUCCGUACCGGCCGUGUUAUUCUCGGUGCCACUGACCCAUUGAAGGCCGAUCCUUCCACUAUCAGAGGCCAAUACUGUGUCUCUGUCGGUCGUAACAUUAUCCACGGUAGUGACAGCUUCGAAAGUGCUGAAAAGGAAAUUGGCAUGUGGUUCUCUCAAGCCAACGAAUUGAUUGAUUGGAAGCCUGCUAACGUUGAAUGGGUUCAAUCUGAAAACUAAGCUAAUAAAUCAAAAGUCAAAAGGGGGAA